UAGCCUAGUUGGGAAGGGAAACAACAACAUACUACUACAUUACAUUACGCGCGCGCGCACACACACACACACAACACGCAUACACGGAAGAAGCACACACACAUUUCUUAUUUCUCUUACAUGCUUUAAAGAGCUGGAGACAACCCGAGCUGAAGCUUCGCCUCACUAUGGCGCUGUGGAUGCAGAUUUCCCAGAAGCUCCCAUGUUUAUCCAAUGAGACCGUGCUGGAGCUUUAUCCCACGGAUACAUUUCCUAUAGACAUCAGGCACUAUCUGGCCAACUGGAUUGAGGAGCAGAGAUGGGAGGAAUUUGAUGUGGACAACCUGGAGCAGGAACCGCAGGCUCGCCAGAUCCUGGAGCGAAUGUUGGAUCUUCUCCAGGAAGUGGCGUUUCAAAACCCCAAUGUGGUGGAGAAGGUCAAACUCCAGCACAUUUGCAGGAGCAUGGGCAUGUUUCAGUCACGGCCUUUGGAACUGGUGAGGACAGUAAGAGAUAUUCUGAGGAAAGAGAGGCACUUGCUUCGACAGUUCUUUCCACAAAUGCCUUCGCCAAUGAACGGGACCCCACAGCCCCCGAGAGAAACCAGCAACCACGAUGUGGACAACCUGGUGCUGAAGGUGUUGGAGGUUCAGAGCUGCCGUCAGCAAAUUCACCAGCUCCAGGAAGAUCUCAACUGGGAGAAGCAAGAAAUAGAGCCCAUGCAAGGCCAGAAUGAGAUGGAGGUCAAACCAGCAGAUCCGGUUGCCAAACAGACUCGCAUAACAGAGAUGGAGUGGAAAUAUCGAACCAUCAUGAAGACACGUCUGCAGCUGCUGCAGGAGGCAGUGUGUAAUCUGGAGCAGUGCCAAACUCGUCUCAUUCACCGGAUUAAGUCGUGGCGCUGGGAGCAGCUUCGCUCCACUAUUGGUCGUGGUUUUGAUGAGAAUCUUGUCCCUUUGCAGACAUGGUGCGAACAGUUGCUUGGUGUGAACAGCAAUUUGAGACAGGAGCUGAUGUUGGUCAAAAGGGAGCACGGAAGUGGUGAACACUUUCACAAGUUGGAAGAAAACCUGAAUGUCCUUCUGCAGACUCUCAUCCAAAGCUCGUUGGUGGUGGAGAAGCAGCCCCCUCAGGUGAUCAAGACCCAAUCUAAGUUCUCCAGCACUGUGCGCUAUCUUCUGGGAGAGAAGGUAGCUCCUGGGAAACCGGUGCUCCUGAAGGCACAAAUCAUCACUGAGUCACAGGCCAGAAACUUAGGACAAGGGAUCAUACCAACUGAAAAUGUAGGAGACCUGAUUAAUAGCACCGCCAUCUUAGAACACAAUACAACCAGCAAGAGCACAUGUGCGACUUUCAGGAAUAUGUCCAUCAGGAAGAUCAAGCGUGCCGACAGGAAGGGCUCUGAGUCAGUAACGGAGGAGAAGUUUGCUUUGCUUUUCACUACAGAGAUAACCAUCACAGGCUGUGACAGCCCGUACAGUAUCCAGGUGAUCUCACUUCCUGUUGUCGUCAUCGUACAUGGUAGUCAAGAGAACAAUGCUAUGGCCACCGUCAUUUGGGAUUGUGCAUUCUCUGAACCUAACAGAAUCCCGUUCGUGGUGCCCGAUCGAGUCCCCUGGAGUCAGAUGUCAGAGGCUCUGAGCUGUAAGUUCAUGUCCGAGGUGCAGACCACACUAUCAUUAGACAGAAGCAACUUACACUGCCUCGCUCAGAAGAUCUUUGACAAGCCAGAUGUUUCAGAGGAUUUCAGUAACACACCGGUAUCCUGGGCUCAGUUUAACAAGGAAGUUCUACCUGGACGAAACUUCACCUUCUGGCAAUGGUUCGAGGGAGUGAUCGAUCUGACCAAGAAAUGUCUAAAGGCCUACUGGAGUGACGGACUCAUCCUUGGGUUUAUUGGGAAGCAGCAUCUUCACAUAAUUCUGCAGAACCAACCCAGCGGCACGUUUCUGCUGCGCUUUAGUGAUUCUGAAAUCGGGGGCAUCACCAUCGCUUACGUCGGCCUCAGUGAGACUGGAGGCAGAAAAAUCCAAAACAUCCAACCAUUCACCAAAAAAGACUUGGACUCUGUCGGCCUUGGCGAUCGAAUUCGGGACAUCAACCUGAUUACACAAGUGUAUGCGCGUGCAUCGGGGCGACAUGGAUGUCUAAUGACAAAAAAUGAAGCAUUUAAGAAAUACUAUACAGUUCCGCCUGCACCACACCCGGAUGGAUACCUGCCGUUCAAGCUCACCACUGUGGUGGAUCAGGAGCACGAACCCCCCAUCAUGCCACCUCCGGAGUCAACAAUGCAGGAUCCCAUCUGCAACAUGCCCCAGAAUCCAAUGUUUAAUUUACCAACUCCUGUCCCUCUGAUGGAUCCUACAUUUUCUACGCCGUAUCCAGAAACCCCGAUGAUCGACCAAGAAAUAUAUCCUUCUCCUAUCUACAACAAUAAUAACAUGCAUUUUAUUUACCAACAAUAAAAAAAAAAAAAACACACUGCCGCAAAUAUCAGAUUUGGUAAGUUGGAACCCUUUUUUGUUAUCAGGACACAAGAACAAGGUAACAUGGAUCUGGACGAAUUUUUCCCUGAAUAUCCACAGUUAUGAUACGAAAGACUGCAGCAGAAGCCCCCGCGCAGAGCCCAGAAGCAAAGCAUUAUGUGCAAAAAAACAAAAAACAAACACAAGCUAACUUGCUUUGGGGCAUAGAGUGAAUUAGUAAGCUCCCUGGGGAUGGAACUUGGCUUACAUCUUCGUUGUAUUAAGGAUAUCCAGUGGCCUGCUACACUAAGGAUGUACAGUACUGUGCACACGCUUUUGCCGGAAUAUCUGUGAUGUUUAAGUAAGGGUUUCCUGCAGGCUUAAAGGCACGUUUAAGAUGAAAUUUACAUUCAAAGAGGAAAUAAAUAUUAAAUGAAAAAUGAAUUUGUCUAAACAGUUGCCUGCGGUAAACAUGGAAGUAAAUAAUGCCUGCUUUCUUUUAUCCACACUGGUCAUGUACGUUGUUUACUUGUCUUUCGUACAGUCCGGCCAGUGGUGUGACUUCAAAAUAAAAACUUAUUAAAAAAAAAAAAAAAAAAAAAAGGAAAAAAAUGCUUCGAGUACCUUUAAGCCUGUAAAUGGUGUGAUGAUAUAAACUGAGGACAGUCUUUCUAUGCUUCUUAUUACUUUUGCCUAAUAGGAAGGAAAUUACACAUACUCAGCUUAGCUUGCACUGUUCCUGACACAUGCCAGACUCCCUUAAAGCCACAGUGAGGAGUUUCAUCACUUUCAUAGUGUUUACAAAAAAAAGGGCUCAAGCUGAUUUUAGAUAUUCAUUUGUUUCAUGGAUUUUAUUUUUGGGUUUGUUUAAAUGUAGUCGUUUGGCAGACCAAUCGUGCAAUACACGGACGGAAUCUUUAUAAUUUGACGAUCUAAAAAGUUAAGGACUAAUGCUAGAUAAAAUGUGUGUUGGAGUGACAAAAAGUACUACUGCUACAACUACUACUAAAGAUUUGUGCGUGUUCAACCUUGAUAACACUCAAAAAAUUACCCUUUUUGUAACAGGGUGUACUCAAGCCACAUGUGACCGAAAUACCACAUGGUGCCUUAAUGAUUGAUGUCUCUCUCUCUCUCUCUCUCUCUCUAAUAUUGUGCAAAAAUAUCAGGCAGAUAAAAAUGCUUUACAGAAAAAAUGGUGUAAAGUAUGAAUGCUUUAAAAAAUUAUAUUAGAAGUUAAUCGUUUAUUUCCGAAUUAAAACCAUAUUUAAUGUGACCCUUUAAAAACCACCUCAAUUCUUCUAUGUACCAUUGCGCACAGUUUUUAAAGGAAAAUGGCAGGUGGGUCGUUCCAAACAUCUGGAGAACUAACUAGGGAUGUUCUGUGGAUGUAGGCUGCUUCAAAUCCUUCUGUCUCUUCAUGUAAUCCCUCCAUGUAAUCCCAACAUCUGUCUCUCUAUGUAAUCCCAACAUUGAUGAUGUUAAGGUCUGGGUUCAGUGGGGGCCAAACCAACUCCUCGUUCAUCUCUGCGCUGAAGAUAGCUUUUAAUGUCAUUGGCUGUAUGUUUGGAAUGGGGUGUCCCACUGCAGGAUAAAUUUGGAGCCACUAUUGUGUAUUUGGGCCAAUAACUCCUUGCGGGACAAAUGUCUGUCUGUAUUUCUCAGCAUUGAGGACACCAUUAAACCUGACCAAAACGCCAACUCCAUUUGCAGGCCCAUACUUGCAAGAAAGCUUUUGAAAGCAUUCUUAGCUUACAGCAUUUUUUUUUACUGCUGUCAAAAACUUUUGCACAGUACUGUAUAUACUGUACACAUACACACUGAUCAGCCUCAACAUUGACACCACCAUAGGUGAAUUGAAUAACAUUGAUUAUCGAUUAUAUACCAGUAAACUGGUGGCAGGAUCAGGGGCACUAGACGAGCCCAUUUGGGUCGAUCCUAUGGAAAAGCCAAUGCAGCACAAAAUAAGUCAAUGCUGGCCAUGAUAAAAAGGCACGAGAAAACCCAGACGCCACAUCACACGCCCCAAGUGCCCUGUGGAGCCGUGCUGCGAAGGGCCAGAGCCAAAAGAGGAACCAAAACCUGGGUGGUUGUCAUGUUUUGGCUGAUCAAUAUGUAUGUGUAUGUGUGUAUGUAUGUAUGUAUGUAUGUAUGUAUGUAUGUAUGUUUGUACACACACACACACACACACACACACACAGCAGUACCACCACCUUUGGUGUGUUAUAUUUGAUGCACAAUUACUCAAACAAGUCCUGUGAUCCAGUCUCACUUUAAUGCUCCUGUGAGUGUUUAUCAAGAACAACAAGCACACGCUAAAAUCAUUUGGUCAACAAUUCUUAGAUCAGCCGCAAUAAGAAUACUAACUACACACACAGUCGAUUCCGUUCUAAGUAAACCAAGGCACACAAAGCAGAAAUACAAAUCUGUUCAGUCUCUGAAUAUUCUAAAAGUCAGGGUUGGUCUUCCACUUAUCUAAUAGAAAAUUUCCUGACUGUGGCUUUAAGCGAGCAUUCAUUCCUUUCAUGCCACUUCCUCUUUGGCACGGUUGUGCCAUGUCCGUAAAAGGGCUUUUGUUGUGAGACCGGCUAAGCAGCUUGAUUCCUAAAGCUAUUUAGACUAGAGUAGAGUAGGUACCUACAGUAGUAACACUGAUCUUGGUGCUCCUGGAAUGACUCCUACCCCAGUAAGGUGGAUGAUUUUCUGGAGGUCUGGGAAAUCCCUUCAGAUGUCUGGAAAACAAACAGAAAUGAUGAAAAUUUGGUGUGAGGAAAAAUAUAUAUAUUUUACCAUUUAGAAAUGUUUCAUUCGGGGUGUUUUCCAUCCUUGCCUUUGUGUCUCGUCUGAAGAGGACAUUCUGACUUGAGCCCAGUCCCCACUUUUGGUGAAACAAGUGAAAACACUCAUCGCCACAGGAGACAUCGCCUCACUGUCACAUAAGAAAUACGAAAGAAAAUACAGGGGACCUCCGGCUCAUACAUAUCUAUAGCUUCACCUAAAUAAGGAAAUAAAGUCAUAACCCUUGCAGGCACACAUGGGGUCAAACCUCAGUAAGACUUACGAUCUUAGCAUAGUCACAAUUUCGUAAUUUCUGGUGAUCUGUAGGAAUUGAU
Molecule: messenger RNA, 5554 nt
Organism: Clarias gariepinus (North African catfish)
Lineage: Eukaryota; Metazoa; Chordata; Actinopteri; Siluriformes; Clariidae
Gene: stat6
Product: signal transducer and activator of transcription 6, interleukin-4 induced
Exons: 21
Coding region: 168-2444 (758 amino acids)
Biological process (GO): defense response; response to peptide hormone; cell surface receptor signaling pathway via JAK-STAT
Molecular function (GO): RNA polymerase II cis-regulatory region sequence-specific DNA binding; DNA-binding transcription factor activity, RNA polymerase II-specific
Source: RefSeq, a predicted model, not a curated record